AUGGUUGCCAACAUGUUGGUCGCGAGCGACUACGCCGAGCUUGCUCUCGUGUCCUCGACGCGCCGAGCUCUAGCCCCAGAAGAACGGGAUCGCCUCGCAGAACGCACCGCCAUCCUCGACGGCAUCGUCGUGACGUGGAAUGACGAAGAUCGCGUCGUUUACGCCGCGAGCGACCCCGCGUUCGGCGCACUGCUCACUGCGGGGGGCACGGUUGGCGCCGAGGAAAUUAGCUCGGCGAUGUGGGAACUCGGCGCCACGAGCGCCGGCGUCAAAGAUGCUGCUGGGGGCGCUAUUGAGGCCGAAGCAUUAGACGAGGCUCUCCGUAUCACUGAGGGCGUGCAGAGAGAAGCGGAGACGUCAAGUGGCGAACUGGACCCGGGAACUGGGGAUGCCGGCGCCCCCACACCAGGAGGAGGGAGCGGCGCGUGGAGCCUCUCAUCGACAGCCGACUACGUCCCCGACCACACGUUCACACCGCGAUCGCCGACCGACACCGACGACUUGGUGGGAGUUAGGGCGGUGUACCGCCUGUGCGAGGGGUGCUACUCGCGGGGGUACCAUAAGGACUAG
Vanrija pseudolonga is the source of this 570-nucleotide messenger RNA. RefSeq lists its product as uncharacterized. NCBI's taxonomy places the organism in Eukaryota, Fungi, Basidiomycota, Tremellomycetes, Trichosporonales, Trichosporonaceae. The transcript has 2 exons. The coding region runs from base 1 to 570 and encodes 189 amino acids. The record is from RefSeq and is a predicted model, not a curated record.